AUGGCAAAGAUGAUUUCUAAUAGGAUGAAGUCUAUGUUGGGUGGUCUAAUCUCUGAAUCCCAAAGCGCGUUUAUUCCUGAUAGGCUUAAAAUGGACAACAAUUUAGUAGCUGCAGAGGUGGGUCAUUUUUUAAAUAUAAAGCAGUGUGGUUUGGUUGGUUGGGGUGCAUUAAAGUUGGAUAUGGCUAAGGCAUAUGAUCGUAUGGAGUGGUCCUUCUUGCGGGGAAUGCUGUUGGCGCUGGCGUUUGCCCCUUGGUGGGUUGAUUUGAUUAUGAUUUGUGUUACCUCUGUGUCCUAUAAUAUCCUUGUUAAUGGUGAGAAUGGUGGCCAAGUUCUUCCCACCCGUGGUUUGAGACAGGAUGAUCUCCUUUCUCCCUACUUGUUUAUUAUCUGUGCAGAAGGGUUAUCUUUGUUGUUGCAACAGUCUCAGCCUGUUGUCACUAAGCAUUGCCUAUUUGUUUAUGAGGGAUUUUCUGGUCAGGCAGUUAAUUUCCAAAAAUCAAGUGUCUGUUUUAGUAGGAAUACAAUGGAGUCUAGUAGGGAGGAAGUGGCACAGGUUCUAGGGGUUUCACGGGCGAGCAAUUUUGAAAAAUAUUUGGGGUUACCUUCUUUCGUGGGGAAAAAUAAGAAACUUGUAUUUUCUUAUAUUGAGGACAAGUUUAGACAGCGAGUGGGUUCCUGGAAUAAGAAGUUCCUGUCUCAGGCUGGUAGGGAGAUUCUCUUGAGAAGUGUGGCACAGGCAAUGCCUACUUUUUCUAUGAGUGUGUUCUUAUUACCUGAUUCAUUAUGUUUGGCUCUUGAGAGUAUCAUGGCUGCUCAUGAUCUAGUGUGUGGUGGCAUAAGGCGUAAAAUUGGUGAUGGGACUACUACUUUGAUUUGGGGCCACCCAUGGUUGCCUAAUGAGCCAAACCCAAUGGUUCAGACUCCUAUGCAUCGGGCUUUGCAUGGCUCUAAGGUUUCGGGGCUGAUUAAUAGAACUUCUGGAACGUGGGACAUGUCUAUCCUUAGUGAUUUAUUUUGUGCUGCAGAUGUUGACCGCAUAGCCAGGGUUCCUGUUAGCCCAUCCUAUAUGGAUUCUUGGUAUUAG
Messenger RNA from Ipomoea triloba (trilobed morning glory), 1086 nucleotides. RefSeq lists its product as uncharacterized. The coding region runs from base 1 to 1086 and encodes 361 amino acids. The record is from RefSeq and is a predicted model, not a curated record. The transcript has 3 exons. NCBI's taxonomy places the organism in Eukaryota, Viridiplantae, Streptophyta, Magnoliopsida, Solanales, Convolvulaceae.